Fomitopsis serialis is the source of this 1972-nucleotide messenger RNA. RefSeq lists its product as uncharacterized. The record is from RefSeq and is a predicted model, not a curated record. The transcript has 5 exons. NCBI's taxonomy places the organism in Eukaryota, Fungi, Basidiomycota, Agaricomycetes, Polyporales, Fomitopsidaceae. The coding region runs from base 63 to 1793 and encodes 576 amino acids.
GGCCGCCCUCUUAUACCGCCCAUCGGCCCCUCUCCACCCGCCGCUUCUUCUCUCUCGCCACCAUGCAGACCGACCGCGACGCUGUCUCCAUCUCCCGCGCCAGAUCCGUUUCGCGCGCCAGUAAACAUGGCUCGACCGUCUCGCGCUCCCAGUCGCUCAUCAAGAAGAGCAUCGCCCCUCAUGACCUCCGCCCGUCCGACAUCCUCAUCGAGCGGUUCACCGCGUGGAAGAUCAUCGUGAAGCAGCUCAUCGCGUACUUCGAAGGCAUUGCGGAUAUCCAGAACAACGUUGCGCGCGAAAUGACGAAGUUGGCGGGCGUCAUCCAGGUCCCGUUCCGUUCGGGCAACCAGUUUUUGGGAGAGGCCGGGCUUCAGGAUAUCUACUACGGCAUACGAGACAGGACGCGCGCGAUCGCAGAUGAAUAUGCCAACCUUGGUCGGACCGUCGACGGUUCCAUAGUGCAGCAUCUCCAAAAGCUUCGCGCUGAGAUUAAGGCCCAUAUCAAGAACAUCCAGAACGACACGGGCAAGCUCGCCACCGCAGUCGCCAAAGAGCGUGAGCUCUCCGCAAAGCUUAUCGGCGAUCUCGGGACGAACAUCUCGAUACUCAAGAAUACACCACUCAGCGUUACCUCAAAGUCGGAUCCGUAUGUCGCGAACCAGGUCGUCGGGCGACAACUCGUGAAGCAGGUUCACACCGAGAACGCCCUCCAGAAGUCCCUACUUCUGACGCAAGCAUCAUCGGCCGUCUUCGAAGCUUCCUUGAUUCAGGCUCUCCAGUCCGCUUGGUCGACGUAUGCGGAAUGGCGAACGCGCAUGGACACGAACAUCCGGGAGACGUGGAACUCUAUGGAGCGCGACAUGUCCGCGCUGCCCCCUGACAGGGAGUGGAUCGCCUUCGCAGCGAGGGAGGACCACCUCGUUGACCCUGAGACGCCGCUGCGCGACCCACAGCACAUCGUCUACCCAUCGAAGGAGGACCCUUCCGUCAUCCCCGUGCAUAUCGGCCUCCUGGAGCGGAAGAAACGCUACACGAGGGCGUACCGCGAGGCCUACUACGUGCUCACGCCCGCCGGAUUCCUGCACGAGUACGUAUCCUCGGACCCUGCGCUUGCGGACAAGCCCGCCUGGAGCUUGUUCCUGCCCCUGUGCACCCUCGGGCCUCCGUCGGCGCCCAGCGCGAAGAGCCACAAGUUCCACAUCGAGGAGCGCAAGGACGGCAGCGGCUCGGUCAAGACGGGAUCCUUCAAAGGACUGGGCCGAUCGCUGACGGGGCGAGGCAGCAACAGCGGCCGUGCGUGGGCAUUCCGGGGGCGCUCGCACGACGACAUGAUGGAGUGGUGGAACGACAUACGGAUGCUCUGCGCGCGGUACCUCGUCGCGAGCGAGCAGAUGGAACGCAGUGGCCCGGUCGCGGCUGCUGACGAGGAUGAGGGCUCGAGUGUGGAGGAGGAGCAGGACGUGGAGGACGACGAGGUGUACGAACAGGCGAGGGAUAUGGGCGAGGGUGACGACGAAGCGGGCCCGCCGGAGUACACGCAUGCGGGAUAUACGACGGAGUUUGGCCCGAACGGAUACCCCGUGGAUAAGAAACCUCACGUAGAUGGCCACGCGGCUUCGGGGGGCGCCAACGUCUCGAGGCGACCCAGCAAGAGACAGCAGGAGAAGGCUCCUGAGGGGAAGCCGCCUCGAGUGACGGACGAUGAUGAAGCUGCCGAGGGUGCGAAUACGAACGACGCACCCUCUGGAGCAGGUCCUGCACCUGUUGAAUCUCGUUUCACGGAAGGUUUGUAGGUGUUAGAUGGUCUUUGUGUCAUGACAUAGUUAUGCUGGCUUCAAUGUGUCAAUUAUUAUUUUGUACUUGUGUGAUAUCAUCACAACAAUUGAUCAGAGUGACUUCACAUAAUCACUCAUUGAUCAAUAUUCAAUGGUGAAAAUGACUGCACAAGGAACAUCACCAAUGGAAUAUGACA